CGUUGACGGACUGUCAGAUGACAUAAUGGUAAACACAGUAAGUCAAGCCACAAACACCAUCCAGCUGAUGCCCCAGCCGUCACCCGAUUGGCCGGAAGAGUGUAAAUCAGCUGAUGUAUGAUUUUGACUCUAGUCACUCAGCAAUUGAGACAGAGGAGAAGGACUUCACUGCUUUUUGCUCCCAAAUGUGAGUGUAUCUGGCUGCAUAAGGUAGUUUGCCACCCAGAUUGGAUUGGAAAGUCCCAGCUCCUGCCAGUCCUGGCAUGAAACCGCAGUAGCUCCCCGGAGAAUAUACUGACUCACCUAGCAGAGCUAGUGGAGCAUCAUUAAAAAAUAGAAGACUGUAGCCCUGGAUGAGGGUACUGUCUUCAUGCAGAGGGCAGAUCGCAGCUUAAGGCAGCAGUUUUUGAAGUUUGUGAACUGCUUGGGUUUUGUUUUGUUACUAGCUUGUCAGCAUACCUAAAACACCUGCGUUUGUCCAACUGACAGCUGAUUUUUGUUUAUUGGCCAUGCAGAUUCUGCUAACAGGGAUUUUAAACCCUUUUUGGAUAGCUGUCUAGUUGUAAGAUUUCCAGCUCAGGGAAAGCCUGUCCUGGUACAGCCAUGGAGGGUCUUGAGCAGCUGGACAUGGUGGGUGAUAUCAGCCCAGCUUUGGAGGCCACAGAGGAUUUCAUCCACUGCAUGGAUAGGAUACAAGGCCAAGGUACAAGCCAGGCUCAAACAGGGAACCUUCAGCCUGCCAGGCAGUCGAAGCAGCUGCAGGAGGUAUCUAAUGCAGCGCUGGGCAAGCUGAGCUCCAGUGGCGUGUGGAACCUGCUAGCUGGAGAGCAGCCAGAGGUCGGGCCUCUAGGCCUAGCUUGGGCUGAUAACGUCAGUGUUUUGGGGCUAGGAGUGGGUUUGAGGCACGGCAAGAGAAGCCGAGCGCGUUCCACCAAUGACUUGGCUGCCCAUACCAAGGAGUGCACCAACAACACCACCAACUCCUCAUCUAACUCGGCGUUUAAGAAGGGACACAGCCGGUCCAGGUCAGAUGUCCACUACCGCCCGUCUGCCUGCACCGACAAUGGUCUGCCCACAGUGGACUGCAACACCCUGAAGAACAUGAUCCUCAACCACCAGCAGGAGGCUGAUAAAAGCAGCAGUAGCAGUGUGGUGAAGCAGGGUGAGAUGGAGCAGCGUGAGGGGCCCCGAGGCCGCUGGACACCCUGCCAUGUCGAGCUGACGCCUUGCGAGCUCCGCCUGUACACUCUGGACAGCAGUGCCAACCGCCAGCUGGGCACUGCCUACUCACUGUCACACUGCCAGAGCGUCAUCUCUCCAGCACCCUGCAGCCAGCCCGGCCAGAUCACCCAGCCCGCAGACCAACGCACGAUCCAGGCUGUCUUCUUCAACAGCACACGUCUUCAGCUGAGGGCGGCCAGCCAAUGGGAAGCCAUGGAGUGGAGACGGCUGAUUUGGGAGAAGGUGCAGGCAGCCAGACCCAUGAGGCAGGAGAAUCGUCAGCAUAAAAGCGGAGUAGAAAAUCAUCAUGUCGUGAAGUUUCCUGCACCCAUGUCACCUUCGUCUUCGCCUUCUCCUUCUGGGCUCGACACCAGGCCUGAUGGCGAAAGCGACACCCCGACUUCAGCAGAGGCAUCGCUCUCUCUUCCGCCUAAUUCUGCUGUCCUGAGCAGACCCACCACCCUGCCUUUGUUCACGCAGUCGUGCCAGGACGCUCUCAGAGUCGGUCUACUGUACCAGCUGACGGAUCAGAACAACUGGCGGGCCUUCACUUUUGUCCUCACCAGAUCUGUUCUCCAGGCCUUCCCUACAGAAGGCCGUGGGUCUGUGUCCCAACCUGUUCUCCAGUACUCGCUGGCGUCCUGCAUUGCUGUUCAGCAUGAUCAUGAGUCAGAGAAUGGAGAGCCAUGGACAGGGAAAGGGGAAUUUUUUCAGGCUGUUUUCCCAACAGAGGUACUCAAACUUCGUGCUGAUGGUCACCUCAAGGCCCAGGAGUGGGUGGAGACCUUGCGGGAGGCAGUCAGAACACAGAGGCCUGCACAAGAAGGGACAGAACCAGGAGUAGGACCUCCUGGUCUCCAAGGGGUGCUAUUGAGAUCAAAUCCAUCCAGGGACAGGAGGCAAAGGGACGCACAGAGAGCAAAGCGACAGUCGGUCACCACCAGUUUCCUCAGUAUUCUCACCUGUCUGGCUGUGGAGAAGGGGCUCACUGCUCAGAGCUUCAGGUGUGCAGGUUGUCAGCGUCCCAUUGGUCUGUCCAGAGGAAAGGCGAAGGUUUGUUACUACAGUGGCUGGUACUACUGCCAAAGCUGCCAUCAGGACAACUCUUUCCUCAUCCCAGCACGCCUGCUGCACAACUGGGACACCAGCAAGCACAAGGUGUCCAAACAGGCCAAGGAGUUCCUGGAGUUUGUGUAUGAAGAACCACUGCUGGACAUCCAGCAGCUUAACCCCUGUCUGUACGAACACUGUGAGCCUCUGAGCACAGUCCUGCGUCUCCGUCAGCAGCUCCAGUCACUGCGGGCCUACCUGUUCAGCUGCCGAGCAACCGUUGCUGAGGACCUCAGACGAAGGAUUUUCCCCCGGGAAUACCUCCUACAGCAUAUCCACCUGUACUCCCUGGCUGACCUGCAGCAGGUGAUUGAUGGAAAACUGGCUCCUUUCCUGUCCAAGGUGAUCAAGUUUGCCAGCUCACAUGUUUUCAGCUGCAGCUUGUGUCGAGAGAAAGGCUUCAUCUGUGAACUCUGCCAAAACGGGCAGGUCAUCUAUCCCUUCCAGGAGAACGCCACCCGGAGGUGUGACAGCUGCGGCGCUGUUUUCCACGCCGAGUGUCGACAGAAAGCACAGCCGUGUCCUCGCUGCGUUCGCCGGGAACUCCACCACAAGAGGCCAUCGUCCUUCUGGUCACCUGAUGACGACAGCCCAGGCUGUUUCCACGUGCCCUACCAAGACACCUGAGACAAAUACCUGCAGGAGCCAUAACAAACAGGGCACCGCCGCCCAGCCAUCACCCUGGACAACAAAGGCCUGUUUCUCUGAUUUGUGUGUGUCUGCAGGAUGGAUCUUGUGGCAGCAGUGACCAGGGAGUGGACUUGGAGCAUUUGUUGCAGCGUCAGGUUUGUGUUUUUGUGUGUGGACCUGCCAACGCACAUGCCUGAGCCGAGCACCCUUUGGUUUGCUGUAAAGAGCAGGAAGAAAACCAACUGAAGAACUGCUGAGUCAGGCUCUACAGAUCAAACUACUUGCAUUUUGUAGUCCAGCACAAACAGAUUAUCCUCUGAUUAUCCUUAUCCCAUCUCCUCCUCACUCCUCAUUCCUACCUUUUACAUUUUUCCAACUCCAGGAGUUAGACCUGCAUAAUCAAAGCUGAUCAACUGGAGGAAUUCAAGCUUAAAAAUAAUGUUGUGGAUUGUAGCCACCUGCUCUCAAAGUCCAGCUUAAGUUUAACAAUAAAAUGAGUAGUCAGUAGGCAGAAAACUAGUAUACAAUCUUGGCAAUGGAUGUGUAAAAAAAAAAACAUUAAAUUUGCUGCUCUCUUUUGGGUGAAAUAAGCAAAUUUUUCAAUUCCCCCUCCUCUGAGACCAUGCAAUGUUUUUGUCUUUGUUUACAGACUAAAAUAGAGAAUAACUGAAAAUGGAUCUGUGUGUGAUGGAAAUGCGUCAACUCAUGUUAAAGUGAUAGAGCACUCAAAACUUCAAACCCUUUUUUCACCAUUUUUCCUUUCAGAGAGAAAGAGCUGUUGUCAGCUUGUAUCCAUGUCAGUGAUAUUUAUGUCAGCAGUCAAAUAUUAAAGGGUAAGGUAUCAGUUUAUUAAUUUUUAUAAUGGUAGUCAAAAGUGAAACACAUUUUAUAAGCUGUAUUUUUUUUCCAUGUUCUUAUUGACCACUGAUAAGAAGAAAAAAACAUUUUAACAGAAGCUAUUUGGUAUAAAAAUCCACAGUCCUCAGUCUGCAAUCAAGAAGACUGAACCUGAGAUCACUUUCAGAACAUGCUAGAGUGAAUGAAGUAUACAAACUGUGUCCUUUGUAAUAGGAUUUAGAAAAGUGUGUUUUAACGACGAGUACAGGACAGGAAGGCGGGAUUAAAAUAAGCUGUUUUUACACGAAAAUAGUGCCAGGAGGAAAACUUCUCAAAACAGUCCUGCAGCACAAUCAGCUGUUUUACCCACCUAAGAGCAGAUUUCCUAUAAUAUUGCUAAAAUCACAUCUUCUCUGAAUGCACAGGUGCGCUGACGCAGAGUGGCUCAUAAAAAUCAUAAGACCAGAUUUCACAAUAGUGCCACAAAUUGUUGUCGAGAUGCUCAAAGUCCCUGAACAGAGUUACUGUAAGUGACAGGUUAUAUUUUCAGCGGGACUCAAAUGUUCUCAGCUUGUCUCGUAAUGACUGUAUUAAUUUGCUAAAUCAGCUAAUAUUUUUAUUAUUUAUAAUAUUUUUACUGUAGUUUACUGUCUGGAAAAAGCCCAUUGUCCUGCAACAUUGUGCGAUAACUCUGACAGCAUUUGGAGCACGUGGAUAAACCCAGGAAAGUGGAUUCUGCUGCAGGGCUGUUUUAAUGAGCAGUGUUUUAGUUAGUUUUUUUUAAACUGUGGCAAUGUGUCGGCAAUGACAUUUACUGUCUCUGACUAAAUCCAAACUGACCACAGCUGCUGCUGUUCUGAAAAAACAAAAAAAAUAAUGUGUAUGAAAGUAUAAAAAUCCUUCCUCUCUCCUACUUAUAAGUUAUUUAACGUGUGGAUUUUCACUCACUCAUUUGAUCGGUGUUUCUUUAGUGCAGACUCUGUCAGUGUGUUUGGGCACGUUUUCUUCCCUCCAUCACUCUGACUGUAAAAUAACAAAAGGGGCAAUAAUAUAAACUGUAACUUAAUCGUUCAUUGUUGCCUUUUUCCCCUCCUGUGUCAUUCUACUUCCUGUUGUGCUUUAUUCAUGCAGAAUCUAUCAAGCAUGAUAGCAGCUUUAGCGUUUUAGUAUCUUCUAUGCAACCUAGAUGGCCUUUAUAAUCCACAGCUCUGAUGUGUAAAGGUCUGGGAACAUGUUCUUUACAGCGCUGAACGAGCUGUGUUUACAUCAAGUUUUAAGAAUAUAAUAAUGAAAGGAAAUUAAUCAAAUUAAUUUUCUGUCUUCUUUGCUGGUUUAAGAGUAAAUAAUUAAAUCCUGCUAUUUUUUUCUGGUUUGGUGUAGAGUGAAAUGUUAGAUACAGUAAGCUUUUAUUUUUUCUACAUAAAAUAUGAAACUGCUCCAAUCAGUGAAAGAUAGUAAAGUCUGCCUGUAGUGAUCGAUGAAAGCUGCACUCUCUUUGUUUUUAGGCACUGUUAUAAAAUCAGAUUUCAAAUAUAUUGCAAACCAGGAAAUAUUGGAUUUCUCAACAUCUUAAGAUUCAAGGACUGCAGCUUUAAAGUUCAAUAUGCCAAAAUGUGUAAUAUGUUUUGUUUUCUGUCUUUUGUUUUUCUUCCUAACAAGCUGAAAUCUCAGUGCAGAUUUUUUUCCCCAUCUGUCCUUUCUUAACCUCCUCUUCAUCAGCUUGUUUGAGCCAUAAAAUUACAUCAAUGUUGAAAUGUGACAAACUUCAGCUCUGGCUUGAUUCAGGAAUAUGUGUUUUUGUGAGAUCAGUGACAGUUCUACGUGUUUGUGAAGCACUCAGGAUGCUGCGCAUUGAAACUAAAUAGGUGUUUGAGCUGAAAUGAAAUCAUUUUUAUUUAUUUUACUUAUUUAUUUUUGUUUGUUUUAAUGGUCAUAACUGAAGUCAUGUCGGGUGAUAUUAAAAACAGUGUUUAAGUUGUCGAUUGAUCGUGCCUGCUGCAUAAAAAACUUUUGUUUUGUUUUGUUUAUUAAUGAGUUUUUUUUUAUUAUUAUUAUUAUUAUACUUUUUGACUGUGAACUCAUGCUGUUUUUGUACUUUGGAGCCCAGCAGAGGUCAAAGAUCAUUUAACUGUUUAUCACACAGAUCAGAGUUUUGCACGGGGAAUAAAUCACGUGUAAUCAAGUCCAAAUCCAGCCCACCACACAAAGUUAGCUCAUCUGUUUCCAGUUGCAUAACGAGCAUAAUCAAACCUCAUCCUGGCCCCAACAAACAGCUUCAACUCAGAGAGUCUAUUCAAAAUAUGUCGAUUUAGGGAUUAUAUUCCUGUUACAGAUUGCCAGAUUGUAGAGUUUGUUUGUUUGUUUGUUUGUUUGUUUGUUUUCAGACUAUGGCUAUUUUUACAAGUCUACAUAUCACCCACAAAAUCUGAUUUCAUGCCACUAAAACAUUACACACUGCAAAAGGGAACAAGAUUGAAAGCCUUUUUUUCUUUUAAAUUCCACAAACCAUCAACUGAAUAAGCACACAAAGCACCAAUGAUGCAUAAAUUAUAGAAGUGAAAAGCGUUAUAGGUUUUCUGUGUGUAGAAACAGGCAGCUUACACAAAGUUAUACACACAAAGUACAUACUCGAUAUUAUGAUUUUUGCACAAUAUACAAAAAAAAUGUGGGGCGUUAUCCCCAAAAUAUUAAUUUCACAAGCAAAAGUGCAGCAGAAGAAAAAGGACUCAAAGAAGAAAAUGACUGAAGAAAUGAGGCUACAUCUAACUAACCAGUAUUUGUGUGUCUGUGUCAGCCACAAUUUCAUACAAGUGUAAUCGAUUGAGCUGUGUAUGGGUAAAGUGGGUUGAAAAAUUAGAACCUGUGUGAAGCAAGAGACAUGCAUUUACUUUUGGCCGACUUACUAAGUGAAUUGGCUACAAUUGUUUCAAAGACAAUAAUAAAUAUAUUAGUAAAAGUUGAAUUCAAACAAUUACCUGUAAAAACUGGAUACUAAUUACUGUAGUACUUUAUAUUACCAUUGGUAACAAUGUAGUAAUAGUGGGGCAGUAAGAAACAAAAGCUAAUAAUAGCACAAUUACAAGUUAUUACCACCUAAUUACAAAGUAAUUAUCUUGUAUCAACGCUGAUAUUUAUGAUGUUACCGGUACUGUAAUGCUAUCAUUAGCCUAUAUCUGUGAAUCUGAGUGAAAUAUGGGUGGAAUAUGCAUGUGUGUAGUUACUUGUUUAGACCUGAUUAUCAAACAUUUAUAUGCUAUGCACACUAUGAACUAAGAUUGCGAACAUGGUAAACAUUAUGCAUGCUAAACAUUAGUUGUUGUCAUCUUAAAUAACUCAGAGCACAAGUAUAGCCUCCGGGUGAUGCUCGCUUCUCUAUUUGUACAAGUGAAGUCAUCUGAAUAAAUAUAUAAAACACAGCAAGAGGUGUGUAAACAUCCUGAAGACAUAAGCCAAUAUGCAAAUUGACGCAAAUGCAGACGAGGUCUUAAAAGACAUGUUUGCAUAAACAGAGUAACACUAGAAUCUGUCCAAAAGUCAUGCCUGUCCUCAUCUGCCCCAAACAAAAUGAUAAUAGUGACAUUAAUAUCAAUUAAGAGCCAGAUGUUUUUCUGUUUGUUGUUUCUGACAUAACGCAGAAUUAAUUCUAGUAUUGUAAUAUGAUAAUAGUAUUCUAAAAUAUAAAACAUCAACCAAUAUUACCUUAUUAUGAGGUUACUACCAGUUUCUGCAAGUCAGUGUAUAAAAAUUUGAAUGCAGAUAUUCCUGUUUUGUUGCUAGCAGGUUAUUAUUAUUUUUUAUCAACAUAUUACUAUGAUUAGCUUUUGGUUUUGCUUCAUAGGCAUAUGGCCUGUUAUUACCCAUCUGCUUAAAUGUCAGUGUAAUAUUACUCAGCUCUUUAUAGUCGUUGAUACAAGAUAAUUAUGUGUUUUUUAUCUCCUCAUUUCCAACUUGUUACCUCACUAUUACCAUAUUUUUACCAAUCUAUAAUAGAAAGUACUACCAUAACUAUUUUUUAAAAGGUAAAAGGGGCAUUUAGUUCUGUUGCUCCAGUCUAAUGAUGCAUUUUUAAAGAGUAGAAACCUACUAAUUUAUGGAAAGAAAACCCAUAUAAGACAAAUACCUGCUGGGCCCUACAAUUUGCCGCUAUGUAGCUAAAGUUACUUGAUUGUGUACUUUGAGAAAUGUAUUAAAUUACUUGCUAAUUUUAUGCUGUUGUUUCACUGCAACCUGGAAGUGCAGGUUUAUGUUUAUUUGAUUUUUAAAUAAUACUGCAAUAUUGCAACCUCUGCAAAUCUCUUAUGUCUUUUGUCCCAGCUGCUUUUUUAUUUCUUUACAUGACUGCAGUGUUAUCCUAGUAACCUCCAGCUCAAGCCUAAGUUGAAAUUGUAAGGAAGUUUUAUGACCGUGCUAGCACAAAGUUGUUUUGUUUUUUGUGUGUUUUGUUUUGUUUUUAUGGUACUUGACUUGAAAUGUUGCUUAUGUUUCGGGCACAUGUUGAUCAUUGCAGUAUGGUCUUAGAGAAUAAUAUAUUGUACAGUAUUUAAGCACAGUAGCUGGACUGAAAAUCUUUUGCACUUUUAAGUUUUUUUUAUUAUCCUUGUUUAUCCUUGUUUUCACAUCCAAAUUCUGAUGCAAAUACGGGGAGUUGAACUUUUUUUUCUGUCUUAUUUAAUCAGCCCUUCCUGCUGUUGGAUUUUGUUCAGAUUUGUCUGCUAGCCACUGAUGCCAAUAAAGACA
Pelmatolapia mariae (spotted tilapia) is the source of this 8535-nucleotide messenger RNA. It is a transcript of the gene plekhm3, whose product is annotated as pleckstrin homology domain containing, family M, member 3. The transcript has 8 exons. The coding region runs from base 604 to 2958 and encodes 784 amino acids. The record is from RefSeq and is a predicted model, not a curated record. Lineage: Eukaryota; Metazoa; Chordata; Actinopteri; Cichliformes; Cichlidae.